Molecule: messenger RNA, 903 nt
Organism: Camelina sativa (false flax)
Lineage: Eukaryota; Viridiplantae; Streptophyta; Magnoliopsida; Brassicales; Brassicaceae
Source: RefSeq, a predicted model, not a curated record
AAAGAAAAAAAAUCAAAUCUUUAAAUAAACGAAAAGAUUUACACAAAAUAAUGUCACAAUCAUCAACACCGCCGAUUCAACUCGGUCUUGAUCUUCUUCUUCUUCUUCUUCUUCUUCUUCAUUCUACCGACAUCUGAUUUGUGUGUCUCAAGAUUCGAACAAAAGAAAUAUCUUUGCUUUCUCUUUUUUAAAGGGAAGGUGAAAAGUUUGCGACUUUGAUUGGUUUCGAUGAAGCUUCGACAAAACCCUUGUUCUGUCUGAAUCCGUUUCUGCGAGAGAAUUUGUGUUUUUUUUUUUUACUUGAAGGGUUGAAAGAAGCAGAUUAAUGGGUUGUGCUGGAUCAACACAGUCGCAAGGAGAUGGGUCAGUGAAGAAAAUUAGGAAGCCGAAACCAUGGAAGCACACCCAACCGAUCACCAAAGCUGAGCUUAUGAAACUGAGAGAAGAGUUUUGGGACACUGCUCCUCAUUAUGGCGGUAGGAAAGAGAUAUGGGAUGCGCUUCGCGCUGCUGCUGAAGCUGACAUAUCUCUUGCACAAGCAAUUGUAGACAGUGCAGGAGUCAUUGUUCAGAACACGGAUCUCACAGUCUGCUAUGACGAGAGAGGCGCUAAGUAUGAGCUACCUAAGUAUGUUCUAAGCGAGCCUACCAACUUUGUGGAAGAAAAUUGAUUUAAGAUGAAGAAGAUUUGAAAAGACAAAAAAAGGAAAAGAAGAACCAAAUGUAAAUCUUGUGUGUAAGUAGUUACAUUAGGAUUCUCUGCUUUUGUCUAUUUUGACACUUAUAAAAAAUAUUGAUUCCCACAUCUCUCUCUCUCUCUCUCUCUCUCUCUCUCUCUGACUUGUACCUAAAAACUCAGAUUGUUUCUGGAAAUCUAAAGACAGUUCUUUGAGUUUCAUCUUAA